AUGAAGAUUGGUAUUCCUAAAGAGAUCAAGGAUCAUGAAUUCCGUGUUUCCAUUACACCAUCUGGUGUUCAAGAAUUCGUUGCCAAUGGCCACGAAGUCUACAUUGAACACAAUGCUGGUCUCGGCAGUGGCUUCCCAGAUGAGAUUUACGUCUCUGUUGGCGCAAAGAUCCUCCAGACAGCUAAGGAAGUCUACGACAUCGCUGAUAUGAUCUAUAAGGUCAAGGAACCAAUUGGCCCAGAAUACGAGAUGAUCCAUGAAGGCCAGAUUGUUUUCACAUACUUCCACUUCGCUUGCGAGAAGGAAUUAACAGAGGCUAUGAUCAAGCGCAAAGCUAUUUGCAUUGCCUUCGAAACAGUUCGUGGCCCAGAUGGCAGAUCCCUCCCACUUCUUGUCCCAAUGUCACAAGUUGCUGGUAGAAUGUCUGCUCAGGAAGGUGCUCGCUUCCUCGAGAGACCACAGGGUGGCAAGGGUAUCCUCUUAUCAGGUGUCCCCGGAGUCAAGCCAGCUAACGUCCUCGUUCUUGGUGCAGGCACAGUCGGCUACUUCGCUGCUCUUUCUCUUGCUGGUAUGGGUGCUCAGGUUACAAUCACAGAUGUUUCCAUCCCAAGAUUAAACCAGAUCAGAGACUAUCUCCCAUCCAACGUCUCUACACUUUACAGCACAAGAUUCAACAUUGAGCAGGAACUUCUACAUGUUGACUUAAUCAUUGGCUGCGCUUUGAUCCCAGGUUCAAAGGCUCCAUAUCUUAUCACAAAGGAUAUGUUGAAGCUCAUCAGAGAUGGCACAGUUAUGAUCGAUGUCGCCAUUGACCAGGGUGGCUGCUUCGAAUCAUCCCAUCCAACAACCCAUACUGAUCCAACCUUCAUCUACGAAGGCAAGGUUCACUAUUGCGUUGGCAACAUCCCAGGUGCUGUUCCAUUCACAUCAACACCAGCUCUUGCUAAUGCUACAUUCCCAUAUGCCCUCCAGAUCGCUAACUUGGGCUGGGAAGCUGCUUGCAGAGCCGACAAGGGCCUUGCUCAGGGUCUUAACAUCGUCAACGGUAAGGUAACAUUCAAGGGUGUUGCUGAUGCUUUCAACCUUCCAUUUGAGCCAUGGGCUUAA
This is a messenger RNA of Trichomonas vaginalis G3, 1107 nucleotides long. RefSeq names its product alanine dehydrogenase family. Bases 1 to 1107 code for a protein of 368 amino acids. Gene Ontology annotation, molecular function: L-alanine dehydrogenase (NAD+) activity. Gene Ontology annotation, biological process: L-alanine catabolic process. The transcript has a single exon. Gene Ontology annotation, cellular component: plasma membrane. Lineage: Eukaryota; Parabasalia; Trichomonadida; Trichomonadidae. The record is from RefSeq and is a predicted model, not a curated record.